This is a messenger RNA of Striga hermonthica, 2594 nucleotides long. Lineage: Eukaryota; Viridiplantae; Streptophyta; Magnoliopsida; Lamiales; Orobanchaceae. The record is from the annotation of a GenBank genome assembly.
CCACUGUCACGCUCGAAACCAUCAUGUCGCAGUCUGGUCGAGACCACGUAACUCAUCCUGGCCAGAGCCAAUCGACUAACCAUUCUCCACGACGUGCAACACCACCUCCUCCGGUCACGAAUGUCACGAAUUUUCUUCAAAAUCCGGAGUUUAUUCAAGGUUUGACUUCAUUGAUAGCUCGAGCCAUGCCUAGGAACUCGAGUACGAUACCGUUAUCGAUACCGUUAACCACUAACCCAACAGAACAUCCAACCCACACUCAUCAUGACCCUGAAACACAUGUGGCGACAUCACACGCCACGUCGCAGCCUCAUCAUACUUCUCCACGUCAAGAAGAGCAGGCCCAUGUAAUUGCUAAUCCCGUAACAAACAAUCAACUCCCGGAUCAGCCCCCUAUACAGGAGAUGACUGCCGAAAGCCAUUCUGCCCAUCACCAGAGAAUUUCGCCACGUCCUAGGCCCAUUUCGUCAGCACCUCACGCUCACGAAGAUUUACGACGCCAAAUUGAACAGAAUCGUCUUUCAAGACAUAGUGCACAGGAAAUUGAAACUCUUCGUAAACCUUUGGCUGAACUCGAGACGCGACAGAAGUCACAGGAAGACUCUCCCCGACAUGUCACGACGUCGGGAAAUGUUAUUGUUGAGGCAGAUUCUCCUUUAGCUCCCGAACUUACUGCGGAGGCGCUCCCUGUGAAAGUGAAAAUUCCACAAAUCGGUAUGUACGAUGGGACAUCAGAUCCAGAUGCACAUUUGGGCCAUUAUACGUCCUGGAUGGAUUUACAUGGUGCUUCAGACGCUCUGAGGUGUCGGAUGUUUUCGCUUACACUGGGGCCACGAGCUAAAAAAUGUCUGAUGUUGCUCUCAACCUCGUGUAGCUUUCAUAUGAUUGAAGAGCAGGAUGUUGAUAACCCCGUUGAGCCAAAUAAUUCAACUUCUGAUGUUGAAAAAACUGAUCAGUCCAUCCCGAAUACCGACAUACCUCAAGCGGAUACCGACUUGCCGCUUAUUAAUACCGACAUCCCUAUGACGUCGGUUUUGCCUAGAACAUUAACUGAAGUCCUUGAUCAAGAACAACCUUUGCAUGAAGGUGACAUAGCGAUGCAUGAGGAGAUAGAUCCACGGAUGCAGUUUAAAGAUGGGAAUCGUCAUGUCCGUGCAGAGCCAGUUGAAGAUGUCGAAGCCAUUUACGUGGAUGGAUCGACUCAGCAAAAACCGCUGCGCAUCGGGAAUAAUCUUCAAGAACCCAUUCGAUCAAAUUUAAUUCAAUUCCUACAGUUGAAUUCUGAUGUGUUCGCCUGGAAGCAUGAAGAUAUGAAAGGGAUUGACCCGCAAAAAGCAUGUCAUCGCUUGAAUAUGGAUAAAACUGUCAAGCCGGUCAUCCAGAAACGCCGGAAAUUUGGCCCGGAUCGCCAGAAGGCCCUUGAAGAGGAAGUAAAUAAGCUCAUAGACAAUAAAUUUGUUAAAGAAGCCAAGUACCCGACGUGGAUAUCAAAUCCUGUCUUGGUCAAGAAAGCCACCGGCCUUUGGCGUCUGUGCAUAGAUUUUUCAGAUUUGAAUCAAGCAUGCCCGAAGGACAGCUACUCCAUUCAACACAUUGAUUACAUGGUAGACGCUACAUUGGGACAUCAACUUAUGAGUUUCUUGGAUGCCUAUUCAGGCUAUAAUCAAAUUCCUAUGCACCCUGAUGACUCUGAACAUACCUCGUUCUACUCAGCUCGAGGCCUCUAUUGCUAUGUCAUGAUGACUUUCGGACUGAAGAAUGCGGGGGCCACGUAUCAGAGGUUAGUCAAUAAGAUGUUUGCUCGCUUGAUCGGCCAUACGAUGGAAGUUUAUGUAGACGACAUGUUAGUAAAGUCGGAACAGGCCUCUGAUCACAUCACCCACCUUUCCGAAGUCUUCGGUAUACUCCGAGAAUAUUCCAUGGUGCUUAACCCCAACAAGUGUACUUUCGGAGUUGGGUCAGGGAAGUUUCUAGGAUACAUGGUGAUUCAGCGAGGGAUCGAAGCCAAUCCCACCAAGAUUCAAGCUAUACUUGACUUAGCUCCCCCGGCAUCUAUCAAAGGUGUCCAAGCUUUAACCGGUCGACUGGCAGCCCUUAAUCGGUUCAUUUCAAAGUAUACAGAUCAUUGCAAGCCAUUCUUUGACGCUAUCAAAAAGAAGAAACCGUUCGAAUGGACCACAGAAUGUCAGUAUGCUUUUAACAACAUUAAAGACGUUCUCUUACGGUUACCGACGUUGCAGAAACCACUUCCUGAUGAACCUCUCUAUCUGUAUCUCGGUGUAAGUGACGUUGCCGUUAGUGUUGUUCUAAUACGACAAGAUGGGCUUCAACAGUUUCUGGUGUAUUAUGUUAGCAAGGCCUUACAUGACGCUGAAUUGCGAUAUCCGCAUAUGGAGAAGUUAGCCUUUGCCCUGGUCAUCGCUGCACGGAAGCUGCGCCCGUAUUUUCUAGAGCAUUCAAUUAUUGUGUUUACGACAUACCCUCUCCGACAAGUUCUCCACCGACCUGACACGUCGGGAAGAAUGAUUAAGUGGGCAAUAGAAUUGGGGCAGUUUGAUAUUCAGUACCGACCACGAACCGCUAUCAAAGCUCAA